Messenger RNA from Hyla sarda, 4546 nucleotides. RefSeq names its product microfibril associated protein 1 (gene MFAP1). Gene Ontology annotation, molecular function: RNA binding. The record is from RefSeq and is a predicted model, not a curated record. NCBI's taxonomy places the organism in Eukaryota, Metazoa, Chordata, Amphibia, Anura, Hylidae. Gene Ontology annotation, biological process: mRNA splicing, via spliceosome. Gene Ontology annotation, cellular component: U2-type spliceosomal complex. Bases 137 to 1462 code for a protein of 441 amino acids. The transcript is spliced from 9 exons.
UUACAGCGGACGCACCAGGAAGUGGCCACAGAGAGCGUCGCUUAGUCUCGGUGGUUUAUUUUUUUUCCAGUCCUCCAAGGCUUCAGGAGGAGAUUCGUUUAUAGCUUUGUGUCGGUGUGGAACGGUUACCGGCACCAUGUCGUCCUCCAGCGCUCUCAACAAACAGCCCCCUAUCCAGUCUACGGCCGGAGCCGUGCCUGUCCGCAAUGAGAAAGGUGAAAUCUCGAUGGAAAAGGUGAAGGUCAAGCGUUAUGUCUCCGGUAAAAGACCAGACUAUGCUCCUAUGGAAUCUUCAGAUGAGGAGGAUGAGGAGUUCCAGUUUAUUAAGAAAGGAAAGGAGCAGGAGGUACAGGAUGUACAGGAACCGCCUGAAGAAAGCACCAGUGAUCCUCGUCUGCGUCGAUUGCAGAAUCGUAUAAAUGAGGAUGCGGAGGAAAGAUUGGCCAGACACAGGCAGAUCGUGGAGCCUGAGGUGGUGGGUGAAAGCGAGUCAGAGUCUGAGCCAGGUGAGGAAUGGCAUGUGGAACGACAAGAAGACACCAGUGAGGAGGAGGAAGAAGAGGUGGAUGAUGAGGAAAUUGAGCGUCGCCGUUCACUGAUGCGGCAAAGAGCUGCAGAGAGGAAAAAUGAUGAGAUGGAAGUGAUGGAGGUAGAAGAUGAAUGGAAAUCAGGAGCAGAAUCUGAGUCCGAGUCAGAAUAUGAGGAAUACACAGAUAGUGAAGAUGAAACUGAACCAAGACUGAAACCAGUUUUUAUUAGAAAGAAGGACAGAGUAACUGUGCAGGAAAGAGAAGCUGAAGCUAUUAAGCAGAAAGAAGCAGAGGCAGAAGCCAAGCGUUUGGCAGAGGAAAGACGUAAAUACACCUUAAAGAUUGUAGAGGAGGAGACAAAGAAAGAGAUAGAGGAGAACAAGAGGUCUCUGGCUGCACUGGAUGCUCUUAACACAGAUGAUGAGAAUGAUGAGGAAGAGUACGAGGCUUGGAAAGUACGAGAACUUAAACGUAUCAAGCGUGACCGUGAAGAAAGAGAAGCGGUGGAGAAGGAGAAGGCUGAGAUUGAACGUAUGCGCAACAUGACAGAGGAGGAGCGCAGAGCAGAACUUCGUGCCAAUGGCAAGAUAAUAACCAACAAAGCACUGAAAGGGAAAUACAAGUUCCUCCAGAAAUACUACCACAGAGGAGCCUUCUUUAUGGAUGAAGAUGAUGACGUGUACAAAAGAGAUUUUAGUGCUCCUACAUUGGAAGAUCACUUUAACAAAACUAUUCUACCUAAAGUCAUGCAGGUCAAAAACUUUGGUCGUUCUGGUCGAACAAAAUACACUCAUUUGGUUGAUCAAGACACAACUUCAUUUGACUCUGCCUGGGGACAAGAGAGCGCCCAGAAUACAAAGUUCUUUAAACAGAAAGCAGCCGGUGUAAGAGAUGUAUUUGAAAGGCCAUCUGUGAAGAAGAGGAAAACUUAAUGGAUCACCUUCAAUUUCUUUGAUUCCCAUAGGCUACAAUCCCACGCAGCAGUUUCUGUUUUAUCUUUUGGAAAACUGCUGCUGCAGUUUUUAGCCAGAAGCAGAAGGGAGUUAAAAAGAAACACAAAAUAAAGGAAUUACUUACUCUUCUGCUUCAUGCUGGGCACACUUCUGGCAUUGGCUCAAAGACUUCAGUGGCAGAUUUACAAUAACGCAAAGAAAAAAAAAACUGCAACUGCCAUGUUUGAUUGUGGUCAUAGACUAAAUCCAAUGAUGUACUUUUUGUGCAUGAUUGACAGUCCUAUUGACUGAUUUGACUAUUUGUGGUCGUAAUGUAAAUAAUUUCCCUGGACUGUAUAUAGACAUCUUUUUAAAUUUACAAUGAGUGUCUGGUUUGCUCAAGUCUUUUGUUGCAGGACAAUUUCAAAUACAUGAUUUUUUUUUCUUGCUGCCUACUCUGGUAAUUUUGGCAUUCUUGAGGACAACUAAAACAUAAUCAUAAAUUUAAUGUACUGGAUGUAGUUGCCACAAGCUGAAACCUUAUAUAGGCCCUCAUCGUCUGAAUGUCUAAAGGGCUCCAAAGCACCAACACUUAACCCCUUAAAGGGGUACUCCACCCCUAGACAUCUUAUCCCCUAUGCAAAGGAUAGGGGAUAAGAUGUCAGAUCGCCGCGGUCCCGCUGCUGGGGAGCCCUGGGAUCCCCGCUGCGGCACCGCGCUCUCAUUACAGCACAGAGCGAGUUCCCUCUGUGUGUAAUGAUGGACGAUACGGGGGACGGAGCAGCGUGACGUCAUGGCUCCGCCCCUCGUGACAUCACGGCCCGUCCCCUUAAUGCAAGUCUAUGGGAGGGGGCGUGACUACAUGCAGGAAAAUUUAUACGUUUAAAAUUGUCAUCUUCUGACCCCUAUAACUUUUUUUAUUUUACCGCGUAUGCGGCUAAUUUUUUGCGCCGUGAUCUAGUUUUUAGCGGUACCAUUUUUGCAUUGAUAGGACUUAUUGAUAUAAAGUGUCCAAAAAUACACUAUUUUGGACGUUGGAAUUUUUUUGCGCGUACGCCAUUGACCGUGAGGUUUAAUUAACAGUAUAUUUUUAUAAUUCGGACACUUCCGCACGCGGCGAUACCACAUGUUUUUUUAUUUACACUUUUUUUUUAUGGGAAAAGGGGGGUGAUUCAAACUUUUAUUAGGGGGAGGAGUUAAAUGAUCUUUAUUGACUUUUUUUUUUUCCUCCCCACCUUUUUGCAGUGUUAGCUCCCAUAGGGGGCUAUAACACUGCACACACUGAUCUUUUACAUUGAUCACUGGUUUCUCAUAGGAAACCAGUGAUCAAUGGUUCUGCCGCUUGACUUCUCAUGCCUGGGUCUCAGGCACUGAGCAGUCAUUCGGCGAUCGGACACCAGGAGGCAAGAUAGGAGACCCUCCUCGUGUCGUACAGCUGUUUGGGACGCCGCGGCGAUCCCGAACAGCUCCCUGAGCUAACCGGCAAUGUUUUACUUUCACUUUAGACGCAGCGUUCAACUUUGAACGCCGCGUCUAAAGGGUUAAUAGCGCGCUGCACCACGAUCAUUGCCUCGCGCUAUUGGCCACGGGUCCCGUCCGUUGUUAGAGCCCGGGCCCGACCCGCUAUGAUGCGGGGCCACGACGUUAUGGAAAGGGAAAGGACUCAAGAUGUACCUGUACGUCCUUGGUCCUUAACGGGUUUAAGGGGUACUCCGGUGGAAAACAAUUAUUUUAAAAUGAACUGGUGCCAGAAAAUUAAACAGAUUUGUAAAUUACUUCUAUAAAAAAAAAUGUAAGCCUUCCAGUACGUAUCAGCUGCUGUUGUCAUCUACAGGAAGUUGUUUUCUGCCUGACCACAGUGCUCUCUACUGACACUUCUUUUCAUUUUAGGAACUGUCCAGAGCAGGAUAGGUUUUCUAUGGGGAUUUGCUCCUACUCUGGACAGUUCCUAAAAUGGACAGAGGUGUCAACAGAGAGUACUGUGGUCAGACAGAUAGAAAGUUAUUUUCUUUUUGAAUUUCCUAUGGAUCAUACAGCAGCUAAGGACUGGAAGGAUUAAGAUUUUUUUUUUUUUAAUAGAAGUAAUUUACAAAUCUGUUUAAAUUUCUGGCACCAGUUGAUUUGAUUUUUUUUUUUUUUGCCAGUGGAGUACCCCUUUAAUCCUUCCAGUACUUAUCAGCUGCUGUAUGUUCCAGAGGAAGUUCUUUUCUUUUUGAAUUUCUUUUCUGUCUGACCAUAGUGCUGUUUGCUGACGCUUCUGUCCAUUUCAGGAAAUGUCCAGAGCAGGAUAGGUUUGCUAUGGGAAUUUGCUUCUUCUCUGGACAGUUCCAGACAUGGACAGAGGUGUCAGCAGAGAGCACGGUUGUCAGACAGAAAAUAAAUUCAAAAAGAAAAGAACUUAUUCUGGAACAUAAAACUGAUAAUUACUGGAAGGAUUAAGAUUUUUAUGUCAUGGUGGAUAUAACUGGACAUAAGAUGGACACAGGAAGAUGCUGAGCAGAGGAAUGUGGAUUGACCCUGCUGUGUAUGUCUGGUCUGGGUGGGGGCUGGAUGGACACAGGAAGAUGGGGGGCAGACAACUUGGAGACCCUGGAGAUGCCUUCCCCCCCCCCCCCCCUACAGGAAUCUGGGUAGAUAAGAAGAGCUGGGUGGGGGACUCUGAGUGUAGUGUGUGAUGUCCCAGAGACGGGAGCUGAUGCUAGUACAGAGCCUGCUGGGACCUGCAGUACCCCGAUAGCUGAGGAGUCGUCUGAUGGAGUUGCUGUGUUGAUCUCUGGGGUGAGAGUUGCUGCCAGUACAACCUGCCCUGGAGAUUGUGCCCCAGAAUCUGGAGAAUUGCUGGGAUAGAGGAGCUGAGGCUGCCCUCUGGAACAAGGAAUCGUGUUGGAGUUAUCUGUGGACAAUACAUUGGAGUGUUGGAACCGGAGCUGAAUCCCGGGAUCUGCAGUUUGUUCCUUCCCUGUGCCCAGUGACUGUGCCAUUCUGUUGCCCAUUGUUUGCCCAGACUCCGGAUCACCCCUCAUCGGUGUGGAUUGUGUGUUUUGUUUUGUGAUCUCUGCCAAUAAACCUGGUGCUGUUCUCCCA